Doryrhamphus excisus (bluestripe pipefish) is the source of this 3656-nucleotide messenger RNA. It is a transcript of the gene rab33ba, whose product is annotated as RAB33B, member RAS oncogene family a. The record is from RefSeq and is a predicted model, not a curated record. Lineage: Eukaryota; Metazoa; Chordata; Actinopteri; Syngnathiformes; Syngnathidae. Gene Ontology annotation, molecular function: GTPase activity; GTP binding. Gene Ontology annotation, biological process: Rab protein signal transduction.
UGACUUACAUCGGUGACGUUGUACGUGGCUCAGUGAUUCAGGAAUAAAUACAAUGAUACAUUAUACCUUUUUCACAUAUAUAUGGUUAAUGCCUGUCAAUGAAAAUCCAAAUGAAUGACAUAUUGUCAUACAGAGGUGUAUUUUAUGAGAUAGUUGUGUUGUAAUACUUGUUUAGACUUUAGAGCAGCUGUAAAAGGGGCGUUUGUUGCUCGUCCAGCAGCCCCUCAGCGAGUCCGGCUGUCAUGGCGCAGAGCGUCUCUUCGGGUGAAUUCUCCAGCUCUCUGACGAGCUCUGUGCUUCUCCCCCCGCCAAGGACUCGCAUCUUUAAAAUAAUCGUUAUUGGAGACUCGGGGGUCGGGAAAACCUGCCUAACGUACCGCUUCUGCGCCGGAAAGUUCCCAGAGAAGACCGAAGCCACCAUUGGGGUGGACUUCAGGGAGAGGCUAGUCGAGAUCGACGGCGAGAAAAUCAAGAUACAGUUGUGGGACACAGCAGGCCAGGAACGUUUCAGGAAAUCCAUGGUCCAGCACUAUUACCGCAACGUCCACGCCGUCGUCUUCGUCUACGAUAUCACCAACGCCGCCAGCUUUCGCAGCCUACCCGCAUGGAUCGAGGAAUGUAAGCAGCACGCUUUGGGAACCGAGGUGCCCAGGAUCUUGGUCGGAAACAAGUGCGAUCUCCAAGACUUUGUUCAAGUGGGAACAGAUGUGGCACAGCAGUUUGCGGACUCUCACUCCAUGCCUUUGUUUGAGACGUCUGCUAAGAAUCCGAACAGUCAGGGGGGAGUGAGCUCUGACGACAGCGACCACGUGGAGGCCAUUUUUAUGACAGUGGCUCACAAGCUGAAGUCCCAGAAACCUCUGAUAUUGAGCCAGCCUCCUGUGGGAUCAGGAGGCAGCAUCAAUUUGAGCAAUAGGAGGGAUGAUGGAGCUGACGGGCCACGGGGAUGGACCUGCAGCAGCUGCUGAUGUUACAGAAGGACACGACUAAAGAAGACGAUCAUGAGGACAUGAAAACUUCAGAGCCAUAAAAGCAUGCGUGUGCUUGCAUUCAUUAUGGCAACUGGUAAAAUGGCGGCUUGGUUUUUCUGUUGGAAUGAGAUGCAACAAGGUGAUCAUAAAUCAAUUUAAACUGUGGAUUUGUGAUGAGCUUUCAUACGAGUCACUGCUUUGUAGAUGUGCGAUUCAUGCACAAGCUGUUCAAACCUUGCGGGACUCACGGGUACUCUCCUGUGUUAACUUGUUUACUUACCUCUGCUACUGUUAGCUAAAUUAAAAAAAGGAAAUGACAAAAGGGAACGACAUUAAUUGCGCAAUUUUAGUUGUAUAAAUGUAUUAACCCUAUGGAAAAAAAGCAACACAACAAAACCUUGCCUCAAAUCAACUCUCGACUUUCUACUCGAGCAUCACAGACUCCACAAAACCAACCAUUUACUCGUUCAUCGGUUACUGGACGAAGAGUCUGGGUUCACCGACUCACAGGCGCUCAACAGACUUGAGGUUCAUUGGCGAAUUCUUGAAAUUCACUGACUCACAGAAGACUCGUGACUUCUUGACAGAUUCAUUUUACUGAAUUGUCUCAUGUAUUACAGAAUCAUGGGUACUGGACAAAGACUCGAGGUUCACUGACUCACUGAAGACUUAUUGACUCAUGACUUCUUGACAUUUUACUGAAUCAUGGGUGCUGGACAAAGACUCGAGGGUCAUUGACUCACAGAAGACUUAUUGACUCAUGACUUCUUGACAGAUCCAUUUUACUGAAUCAUGGGUGCUGGACAAAGACUUGAGGUUCACUGACUCAGGGUUGCGUGAUGAAGAUUUGAGGUUCACUGACUUGAGUUGAUGAAGAUGUUGAAUUUUAUUGACUUCUGAGUCCUCAAAUCAACUCUCGACUUUCUAGUCUAGCAUCAAGGACUCCACAAAGCCAACCAUGUACUCGUUCAUCGGUUACUGGACGAAGAGUCUGUUUUUCACCGACUCACAGGCGCUCAACAGACUUGAGGCUCAUUGUCGAAUUAUCCAGGUUCACUGACUCACGGAAGACUUAUUGACUUGUGACUUCUUGACAGAUUCAUUUUACUGAAUCAUGGGUGCUGGACAAAGACUCGAGGUUCACUGACUCAGGGUUGCGUGAUGAAGAUUUGAGGUUCACUGACUUGAGUUGAUGAAGACUUGAAUUUCAUUGACUUCUGAGUGCUGGAGAGACUAAUUUCACCGAUUCAUCUUGAGUUUUAGUGACUUGGGUGCUUGACGAAGUCCCGAGUUUGUUAUUUACAGGUGCUUGUAGAAGACUCGAAUUUUACACACUCACAGAUACUUACUGAAGAUUUGAGUAUCAAAGGCUCGUUUUUUACUCAAAUUUUAUUGACUUCUGAGUCCUCAAAUCAACUCUCGACUUUUUACUCUGGCAUCACAGACUCCACAAAACCAACCAUGUACUCGUUCAUCGGUGACUGGACGAAGAGUCUGGGUUCACCGACUCACAUUGUCGAAUUCUUGAAAUUCACUGACUCACAGAAGACUUAUUGACUCAUGACUUCUUGACAGAUCCAUUUUACUGAAUUGUCUCAUGUAUUACAGAAUCAUGGGUACUGGACAAAGACCCGAGGUUCACUGACUCACGGAAGACUUAUUGACUCAUGAUUUCUUGACAGAUCCAUUUCACUGAAUUGUCUCAUGUUUUAGAGAAUCAUGGGUGCUGGACAAAGACUCGAGGUUCACUGACUCACGGAAGACUUAUUGACUCAUGAUUUCUUGACAGAUCCAUUUUACUGAAUCAUGGGUACUGGACAAAGACUCGAGGGUCACUGACUCACGGAAGACUUAUUGACUCAUGAUUUCUUGACAGAUCCAUUUUACUGAAUCAUGGGUGCUGGACAAAGACUCGAGGUUCAUUGACUCACGGAAGACUUAUUGACUCAUGAUUUCUUGACAGAUCCAUUUCAGUGAAUUGUCUCAUGUUUUACAGACUCAUGAGUACUGGAGAAAGACUCGAGGUUCACUGACUUGUGGGUGAGAUUUGUCGGUUCUCGAUGAGACUCUUAAGUUCAUUGACUCACAUUGACAAAGCCUCAAGUUUUACCGACUCAGGGUUGCGUGAUGAAGAUUUGAGGUUCAAUGACUUGAGUUGAUGACGACUUGAAUUUCACCGAUUCAUCUUGCGUUUUAGUGACUUGGGUGCUUGGCGAAGUCCCGAAUUUGUGAUUUACAGGUGCUUGUAGAAGACUCGAAUUUUACAGACUCACAGAUACUUAAUGAAGAUUUAAGUAUCAUUGAUUCACAGGUACUUGAAAGCCUCGUUUCACUGACUCGUGUGUGUGUGUGCUUGAGGUUCACUGAUUCGUCGGGUGACAAAGACUUAUGUUUCACUGCUGAACAUGGAUGCUAUCUGGUGUGGCUGUGUGAAAUCUGCUUCUCAACCCUCAUUUAGCAGGUUCGAACCCGGGCAUGAUGCAGGGCCAACAGGACUGCCUGUGUCACAGUUAUUAAAAUAGUGGUGGGAAGUCGGGAAUUUCCAUGUUUUUGUGUCCAUAUUUUUCCAUGCAAAUGUUGGUAAACACAUGGCGUCUGUUACUGUCAUAAAAAUUAAGUUUUUGUAAACCUUAUGCAGUAGUUUAGUCAUGUAAUAUUGCAAUAAACGUCUUUACAUAAAACCAU